Messenger RNA from Lathyrus oleraceus (garden pea), 540 nucleotides. RefSeq names its product cytochrome b5 domain-containing protein RLF-like. The transcript has 3 exons. Gene Ontology annotation, cellular component: cytoplasm. The record is from RefSeq and is a predicted model, not a curated record. NCBI's taxonomy places the organism in Eukaryota, Viridiplantae, Streptophyta, Magnoliopsida, Fabales, Fabaceae. The coding region runs from base 29 to 256 and encodes 75 amino acids. Gene Ontology annotation, molecular function: cytochrome-b5 reductase activity, acting on NAD(P)H; heme binding.
AGGACAGUCAAACAGAAGACUUAUAUCUAUGGAUGAAGUAAGAAAACAUAAAUUAGAAGGCGAAAUAUGGACUGUAUUAAAAGGCCGUGUUUACAAUAUAUCACCAUAUAUGAAGUUUCACCCUGGAGGUGUUGAUAUGUUGAUGAAAACUGUGGGAAAAGAUUGCACAUCUCUAUUCAAUAAAUACCAUGCUUGGGUUAACGCCGAAUUCUUACUGGAGAAAUGCCUUGUAGGUACUUUAGAUGAAAGCCAGUGAAGAAAGAACAGUUUUAUUAUAAUUAUGAAUAAUCACAUGAACCUACCCUCGGCUCAAGUAUGUUAUAAUAUAUCUCUUUUAGGCCCUCUUCUAUUUAUUGGGCAGUAGUCAUCAUUCAAUAAGGAACAAAUGAAUAAAUUCUAUACAUAUAUACUCGUUUCUGUUUAAAGAAACCCAAUGAGAUAUUGGUAUACAAUUAUUGGUGAGUACAGCUAUUCUGUAAUCUGGAAUUUUGGGUUAGUGAUGUAACAUUUAGUAAAUGUUUGUUAACUUUGUUAUUGUGA